Messenger RNA from Panicum virgatum (switchgrass), 2634 nucleotides. RefSeq names its product probable DNA helicase MCM9. The record is from RefSeq and is a predicted model, not a curated record. Gene Ontology annotation, molecular function: single-stranded DNA binding; single-stranded DNA helicase activity; ATP hydrolysis activity. Bases 109 to 2091 code for a protein of 660 amino acids. The transcript has 21 exons. Gene Ontology annotation, biological process: double-strand break repair via homologous recombination. NCBI's taxonomy places the organism in Eukaryota, Viridiplantae, Streptophyta, Magnoliopsida, Poales, Poaceae. Gene Ontology annotation, cellular component: MCM complex; nucleus.
UGAGCCGCUCCAAACUCCAAAGUCUGACGACCUGAAUACCUCGACCAUCACCGCCGCCUCCGCUCCGCCGUUUCCCGCCCAAAUCCCCACCGCCGCGGCGCCGCCCAAAUGUCGGAGGAGAAGAAGAAAAAGGAGGAGGAUGCCCAGCUGAUUGCGCUUGCGGGCUUCCUCCACGAAACCUAUUCCGACAGCAUUCACAGCAUCCUACUCGACGACGAUCCCUCGAAGCUCCAUUUGCCGCUCGUUAUUGAAUUCGCGAAACUUAUGGACUUCGACCCCGAGUUCGCCGGGAAACUCUACUCCUGUCCCGGCGAGUACCUUCCCUUCCUCGACAAGGCCGCUAAACGGGUCAAGGAUGCGAUGCUCGAGGAAUUGGGUGAUUUGAAAGACGCGGUACGGAAGAAGAAGCCCGUGCGCGUACGCAUCGACGUCUCUGGAUCACCGCUAGAAUUCCCUGAGGCGUCCCCGAGUAUUGGAAAGGUGAGGGCGAAUCACAUGAGGAAAUUGAUUACUCUGAAGGGAACUGUGAUAAGAUCAGGCGGAGUCAAGAUGAUUGAGUACGAAAGGGACUACAUGUGCAGGAAGUGCCAGCACAGUUUCACGGUUCGUCCUGAACUGGAGGCUGGGAAUCGCAUAAACCUUCCUGCAUUGUGCCCAUCAAAGAGUUCAAGAGGCUGUGGAAGUGCUUCUUUCCAGUCCGUAGAAGGUACUACAAUUUGCCGUGAUUACCAAGAAAUCAAAAUUCAAGAAAACGUACAACUUUUGGGUGUUGGAUCUAUACCCCGUUCGAUGCCGGUAAUUUUGAUGGAUGAUCUUGUUGAUAGCAUUAAACCUGGAGAUGAUGUUAUUAUUACGGGCAUAUUAUCUGCCAAAUGGUCUCAUGAUAUUAAGGAUGUGCGAUGCAACCUUGAUCCUAUGCUGCUUGCCAAUUAUGUGAGGAGAACAAAUGAGCUGAAAUCUGAUAUAGACAUUCCUGUGGAAACUGAAGAGGAGUUUAAGCAUUUCUGGGAAGAAUACAGGCUUACUCCACUAAAAGGAAGAAACUUUAUCUUGGAAGGCAUCUGUCCUCAAAUUUUUGGGCUAUUCACAGUGAAGCUUGCAGUUGCUCUUACAUUAAUUGGUGGAGUGCAGCAUGUUGAUGCUUCUGGAACAAAGGUUCGUGGAGAACCCCAUAUGCUUCUUGUUGGUGAUCCAGGUACUGGUAAAUCCCAGUUUUUGAAGUUUGCUGCUAAAUUGAGCAACUGCUCUGUGAUUACAACGGGUCUUGGAAGCACCAGUGCUGGGUUAACUGUCACAGCUGUCAAGGAUGGAGGAGAGUGGAUGCUUGAGGCUGGUGCUCUUGUUCUGGCUGACGGUGGUUUAUGCUGCAUUGAUGAAUUUGACAGCAUGCGAGAGCAUGACAGAACAACAAUACAUGAAGCCAUGGAGCAACAGACAAUAAGUAUUGCAAAGGCUGGACUAGUUACAACACUGAGUACAAGGACUACUGUAUUUGGUGCCACUAAUCCAAAAGGGAAAUACGACCCUGAUCAAAGCUUAUCUGUGAAUACAACACUUUCAGGACCAUUGUUGAGUAGAUUUGAUAUAGUUCUUGUUCUCUUGGAUACGCAAAAUACUGCUUGGGAUAAAAUAGUUUCAGCGCAUAUAUUGAAGGAGAAUUUUGAUGAAAAGAAAGACAAGGCAAAUGCUUCUGAUGCAAAAUGGAUGCUCCCCAAGUUGAGAAGGUACAUCAAUUAUGUAAAGCGGUUUAAACCGGUGCUGACAAAGGAGGCAGAAAGAGUUAUCUCGAGCUAUUAUCAGCUUCAGAGAAAAUCAGGAACACAUAAUGCAGCAAGAACAACGGUACGCAUGCUUGAAAGUUUGAUAAGGCUUGCACAAGCACAUGCUAGGCUAAUGUUCAGCAAUGAGGUUAAACAACUUGAUGCCAUUGCUGCCAUACUGUGCAUUGAAUCCUCCACGACAACAUCUCCAAUAGUGGACAUUGUUGGAGAUGCUCUGCACUCAAAUUUUACAGAUAACCCUGACAAAGAAUAUAAAACACAGGAGAAGGAGAUCCUUAAGAAGCUUGGACUAAUUGAAGAUUCCCCAUAAUUCAAUACAAAUCAUCAGCUGCUGCAUCUUGUGCUAUUCUGCACAAUGAAUCAGUGGUAUGCUUGCAGCUCUCUUGCAUGUUCGAGGAAAAAAAAACAGUGAUAUGCUAAGUGGGUCAUCUAUCCUCGAAGCUUGUGGAUCAUCUGUAAGACUUGGAAAAACUGCUUCCAAAAUUCUAGAAAGGCCAUGAUGUUCUUGCCAAAUUGAUGCUUCACCAUUUACUGGUUUAUAUGUGACUUUGAGAUUUAAUUACCUGCUAUUCGGUUUAUGCCGGGUUGACUUCAUAUACAGGGUCUUGGUUGGAUGAGGUCUACCUUUGCAGUUCAUGGUGUAUAUACAUAUGGGCUUUGUAACAUGUAACAUUUUGCAGUUCAUGGUUGGAUGGGCUUUAUAAUAUUUGCAGUUCAUGGUGCACAUACCUCGUAUAAAAUUUUGCAAUCUAUAUCAGAUAGGCUUUGUAACCUGUACCGCCACUCAGGAUUUUAUCUUAUGACAUCUAUGAUCUAUCUGUUCAAAUUGAAAUAAGUUUAACUCGCUGAAUGA